GGUUUAAUGCUUUGCUCGACGUGUAAAGCAGACAGAUCAAUAAGGCAUUAGAGUUAAAGAGAAAAUUUAACUUGGAAAUUCAACUUUUACCACUCCAUCCUCGAGGUUCUCUCAUAUUCAUUUCGACCUCAUGGGGCUCCUUACCCUGUCUUCUGAUUACAGAUCUUGCAUCAACGUCAUCGACAAAUUCACGCGAUGGCCUGAGGUAUUUCCACCCAAGAGACAUCACUGCUAAAUCCUGUGCAUCUGCCCUGGUAUUUAGCUGGUAUUGCCAGAUUCGGAUGUCCACUGCGCUUAACCAAAGACCGUGGUCGUUAGUUCGACAGCCAGUUCUUCAAGCCUCUGACCACGAUGUCGACCCUGUCCGUAGCUCGCUUGAACCACGAAGGCCGGUAUAGAGUGGUAAGGGACUGUCGUUACUCCAUCGACAGUAAGGAGUAAGGGGAACAACGUGUCGGUCGACAGACUCAAGCCGGCAUAAUGUCAUGUGUGAAAUAACGCCGCAAUCGCCCGAGAGAGAUAACAGCGAUGCAGACAAAGAGAAGCGGACGAGAAGUGAAGGACUAGUGAGGUUCCCCGCUAAGUAUCGACCGUAGUCACGGUUUGGCCAGGAGGAACAUGUAGCGGCGAAUACAAUCUGUAUCUUACGCGUCUAAGUCCGCGAGCCUGCGCGAUACGCCACCACCGCUGCUUAGCAACGAAUAUGUAACAUACACUUUACAUAUCAAAAAUCUCACACUAUAUUUGAUUAGUUGACUAGAAAUUGUUGAAUAGGUAUAAAUUGAAGUAUAAUUCAAUUUUCAGAAUUGGGUGUGCAGUUACUACGCCGCUAGAAUGGGACGGAAGACCCGCAGCACCAUGUGCGAACAGAACGAAGGAUUGGCGCAGGAGUCUGCAGUUGAAUGCGCGGUCGAACUUGCUGUAAACAAGGACUUAUUCGAAGCUAUCGGGCAGGGCGACGUGUCGGCUGUCAAGCUUUUGCUGAGCCAGGGCGCCUCGCUCACACACCGGGAGCCGAUUGGCGAGGCCAACGAAGCAAAUGCCUUGACGUACGCCAUUGCGAUGCUUGUCAACGUGUCGCCACCGCAAGUAAAAGCGCUCGAAGUUACCAAAGAAGUGAUAGCAGCGGCUGCCAGAGCCGAGAACAAGAGAGAUAUCUUAGAUGACCGAGACAGUGAUGCCGACACCGCGCUGUGCUGGGCCCUCAAAGGCCCUGUGCUGGAAAUCAUCCAGGCUCUCGUGAAAGCUGGCGCAAGUCUCGAGAAUAUCAACGGGCAAGCGCAUUCAGCCCUGCAUGUGGCUUCAGCUUCAUCAUUCCCUGACAAUCUAAAGUUUUUCCUAGACAACAUGACACAACUUAAUAUUCAAAAUACAGCCGCUGGUAAUAAAGCUUCUUUCCCAAUACAUAUGGCUGCAGCAGAGGGCCAGUUGGAAUGUAUAAAGCUGCUUUUAGAAAAACUCGGCGCUGAGCAGCUGGCAUGGCGUGAUAGCAUGUAUAAUACAGCGUUACAUAGUAUUGCAUAUUGUAAUUCCAUUAAAAAAGCACAGUAUUUGCUGCAAAAUUAUAAAUAUUAUAUACCGAUUAAUUCAGUAAAUAAAGUUGGAGAGACUCCGUUAUUCAUAGCCGCCCGCCACAAGUACGCAGAAUUGGCCACAUUAUUUCUGCAGAAUGGUGCCAGCAUGUCAGUGGAGGGAGAGGCAAAAACGGCUGUGAAACAGUUGGCUAGCAACUUCUCUGAUCCUUUACUAUUUUUUGAGAACAUAUUUAAUAGAUGUAUCCAAGAGAAUUGGGACAAGUUAUUUAUUGACUACGCUGUGUUGGUUGAGCGCAAAGGACGGAGCCAAAUUAAAGUUAUCGAGCAAUUACAGAGAUGGGGUGGACCUUUAUUACUGAAACAUCCCUUAAUCGAAAGUCUCAUCUACAUGAAGUGGAAAUGUUUGCUACCACUGUUCUAUGUAACUACAGCUACAUAUGCGAUGUUUCUAAUGGCGUUCAACGUGUUUGUGAUCGUAACAUUUAAUAAAAUAGAUUCAAGCAACAAAACGGCGUGUUCGGACUUGCUACCUGAGGUACCAUGUGUUGAGGGCUGCGGUUGGCUACACUGGAUGUUGGUGGCAUUCGUGUACAUCGGUAUUGGUGUAUUGUUUAUCCAGGAAUGUGUGUGGAUUUCUUUACGUUCGUGGCGCUACUUUGACCUGGUGGAGGCGUGGAUGCGGCUGACUGUGCUGAUCUUGGCGGCAUCGAUACCACCGGCGGUGGGGUGCAUUGCGGAGCCUGACUCCCUGACCUUGCCGCGUCAUGUGACCUGCCUCGUGCUGCUGCUCGCGUGGCUGGAGGCCCCGCGUCUGAUGUCGCGAUUCUCCGGCUGGGGAUACUAUGCUUUUGAAAGAGCUGCUAUCAACUUAUCGAAGAUCCUCUUGAUGGCCAUAUGUUUCGUGUCUGCUUUCGCCACGUGCUUUAUGAUUUAUUACCAGUCGAAACCUCCCUUCAACAGUCCUUACGCGGCGUUCUUGAAGACAUUGGUCAUGAUGACUUCAGAAUUCGAUUACCAAGACUUGUUUAAUGAGAACCGCACAGAGCUAGCAGGCGCAAGGGUAGCCGUGCACCUGUUGUUUGUGUUGUUUGUGAUCUUCAUCGCCAUCGCAUUGAUGACUUUUAUGACGGGUGUCGCCGUCAGCGACGUCAAAGAACUGUACGACACGGCUGACAUCAGGAGACUGAAGAAGCAGGUACAAAUACUCAGCACUGUCGAAUGCUUGGGCGACACAUUGCUUGGCAAACGAUGGAAAAGACUGUCUCGACUAAGAGUUCACGAUCCCAUGUACAGCCAAUUCAAGGUCCCAGGACGUCAAUGGAAGACCCAUCGUGUAUUUUCGACAAAUGAAGAAGACGACAUUGUUGUUAAUUUCACAUCAGAACUACACAAUGCUAUAUACGAUGUUGCAAUGAAAAACAAGAUUCAGUUUAAUGACGGUGUAAGAAUAAAAAAUAAUGUGAAACAGUAUCACGUUAAUGAUAUGAAAGACUUUAAGUUAUCAGACUAUUGUGAUACAGAGAUGAUAGAUAAACAUAAAGAAACAAAGAUUGUCGAUGAAUUAAAUAUGGUGAUCGACAGAAUUAUGCUAAUAGAGAAUACAAAUAAAGAAAUCAAACAAUCUAUCGACGAUUUCAAAAAUGACAUCGGUACGAUGACGGAAAUACUAGUAACUUUGGUCAGUGCUAUUUCUGAGAAUAAGACCAGAGUGUCAAUGUCAUGGUAAAUAUAUAGUAUAUUUUUUCCUAGUUAGUAUUUUUUAAAUAAUUAACAUAUAAUCUGUACUAAGUAGAUAUUUUUACGGUACGAUAUUGUACAUAAUUGGUACACACUAUUAAUACAUUUUCGUACGCACAAGCAAGGCACAUAAUAUAAAAGCGGCCAAGUGCGAGUCGGACUCGCGCAUGAAGGGUUCCGUACCAUUUAAGACGUAUUAAAAAAAAAAAUCUACUUGCUAGAUCUUGUUCAACAUUUUACCACUUUGGACACACAUUUUACCACUUUGGGACUGUCUCUCGCGCAAACUAUUCAGUUUAGAAAAAAAUGAUGUUAGAAACCUAAAUAUCAUUUUUGAAGACCUAUCCAUAGAUACCCCACACGUAUGGGUUUGAUGAAAAAAUGUUUUUUUUAAUUUAUUGACGUAUUAAAAAAAAACUAUUCACUAGAUCUCGUUCAAACCAAUUUUCGGUGGAAGUUUGCAUGGUAAUGUAUAUCAUAUAUUUUUUUUAGAUUUUUCAUUCUGUUAUUUUAGAAGUUACAGGGGGGGGACACACACAUUUUUUCACUUUGGAAGUGUCUCUCGCGCAAACUAUUCAGUUUAGAAAAAAAUGAUAUUAGAAACCUAAAUAUCAUUUUUGAAGACCUAUCCAUAGAUACCCCACACGUAUGGGUUUGAUGAAAAAUUUUUUUUUU
This is a messenger RNA of Cydia pomonella (codling moth), 3947 nucleotides long. Its product is annotated as transient receptor potential channel pyrexia-like. Gene Ontology annotation, cellular component: membrane. Gene Ontology annotation, biological process: transmembrane transport; monoatomic ion transport. The coding region runs from base 835 to 3261 and encodes 808 amino acids. Gene Ontology annotation, molecular function: protein binding; monoatomic ion channel activity. The transcript is spliced from 7 exons. NCBI's taxonomy places the organism in Eukaryota, Metazoa, Arthropoda, Insecta, Lepidoptera, Tortricidae. The record is from RefSeq and is a predicted model, not a curated record.